UGUCAGUAGAUAGAGCCAUCAAAUCCACGCGCGCAUUCACGCCCGCAUCCGAAACUAUUACACUCCGACCCACCAAAAGCAGCACCCAUUAAUCUACCCCUUUUCCGCUUUCCCAUUAAAAUCGACGAAUUCUUCGCCGUAGAAAGCAGAUUCGCGAACGGAAACAGCAGCACCGUUGCGUGUUCAUGUACUAGCACUAUAAUUCUUGCAAUUUGUUGUGGUUUCUUCCCUCUUCGCUUCGAUCAAACCGCGAUACGAGUUGAUAUAAACAAGAAAACGUGUUAGUGCUGUCCCCAAUCGGUGGAUUCCGAGUCCGAUGUCUCGAUCGACAUUUUAAUUCCGAUUUAUUUUUGGUGAAUUGUCGUGGAUUCCGCGGCCGCGGGGGCGCAGUGUCAAAGGUGUGACCAGUCGCGAUGCAGUACCACCACCGCAGCCGCCUGCCGCCGCCUCCUCCACCGCCGUUUGGCCGCGGUAGUGGUGCCGUGUACCCCGGCGGCCACAAGCAGCUGUACGCUCCUCAAACUCCUCCUCGGCCCCCGCUUCUUGCGCCGCCGCAUCGCAGAUACGAGGUGCUCAUGGAGGCCGGCCGCCUGGCGGCCGAGUACCUGGUAUCCACGGGCGUGCUCCCGCCGUCCUCCCUACAGCGCGGCGGCGGCGACCCGUGGGCUGUUCCUCCUCCUCCACUGCCUCAACCGCCGCAGGAACCCCCCGCAUUCUAUGACUGGAGGAGGUACGAUGAUGUAUAUAGCAAUAACCCUGGCACCCGGCCUAGGUGGAACAGUAGCAUUACUAGUUGUUGUACUAAUAGAGAUGAUUACAGUAAUGGUGGUAGCUACAAUGGGAGAUGGAAGAGAAAGUAUGGGGAGUACAGAAUGGGGUAUCCAGAUCGUGGAAGGGAGAGGGAGAAGGAGAGAGUAAGGUUGAAUUCGAAUGGUCGACGCUAUGAGGAAGAUAAGGACGAGGAUGGUGCUCCUGGAUUUCAGAGGGAUCCGCGGUCCAGUGGGGAGAAUGACGAGUCUAGGAGAUGUGUGACGGAUGAGGUGAAAGAGGCGGCACCUUUCAUGGAGAAGGCUGUAGGUCAGUUGGAGAUGAAGGAUACCAGAUUGAAUGCUGAUGUUAGGAAGAAUGCUGAUGCUCUGCAGGAGUUGCAGGCUGAGAAUGAAGGUGAGAUGAAAGAGAAUAAAAUACUGAGUUCAGAAUUAGAGAUGGACCCUAACGGUGAUGUCAAUAACACUUCUAUUGUAGUUGUUAUGGAGGCAGAUGCGAAGCUUUUGCCAGAUGGUAAGGUUGUGGGUGAGGAAGCUGAAGAUAACAACAAAGUUUUGUGUGACCGUAUUGCCUUGAAUGAUGACAUGGAAAUUUUGGAAAAUGGUUUGCAUGUCGACAGGAGGAGUUUGCUUAAACGCUGUGACUUUGCAAAAGCUCCAACGAAGCCCAGGUCAUGCCAUGCACAUAGAAAGUCAGUAACUGAAACAGUCGAUCUAGUUUCUUCUAGAGAAGGUUCGAAGAUGGUAGCUGAUGAAGCAGCAAAUGAGAGAUCUUUGACUAACAUCCAGCCAGAUAACAGAGAAGAUCAAAUCUACCAAGAAAGUACUGUCUCUAAGACAGCUUACAAAGAAAUAACAAUGGAACCUAUGCUUCUCCAAGAAAACAAAACAUUAGUCGUUACUGAAAAUAUGAAAGAAUACAGGAACGAUGCACAACUCCAUGUAGUCCAGGAAUACAAGGAAGAACAAGAUGUAUCAUCUUUGACAAUUUCUCAGAAGGAUAACUUGAUGCAAGAAAAUGACUUAUCUCCAUUGUCGGCUUCUCGCAAGGGUGGCUUGAUGCAAGAAACCAACCUAUCUACGUUGACAGGAACGCAGGAGGAUAUCAUGAUCGAAGAUGCCAACCUAUCUCCAUUGCCAGAUGCUCACAAUGAUGGCUUGAUUGCAGAAACCAACCUAUCUCCAAUGGCAGAUGCACACAAUGAUAGCUUGAUUGAAGAAUCUGAUCAAUCUCCAUCGACAGCUUCUCACGAAGUUACCUUGAUGCAAGAAACUGACAUAACUCAGUCAUUAUCUUUACAUAAAAAUAACUUAAAUCUGCAAUUUAAGGAAGGAGCCCAGAUUUGUGAUACUGAAAUUGUGCCAAAAGAAGUGGGCUUGUUUGAGUUUUCUGAUCAGAAGAACAUUGUUGGUGUUGAUUUGUUUUGUAAUGCCGGGGCUGAAACUAUCAUCCAAAUGGAAGAAGAAGAAAAGCUGGAUCAAUCCAGCUCAUUCAGAAUACCUAAUAAUCCUGGCUUUGGCCAACACUCUGCACCAGGAUAUUCAGUGGAGCCACAUAAACAACUGCAAGAAGAUUUUGGAGCAAAUGUGGGAGACAUUGUCGGUGGUACAAAUAAUUUGUGCCAAGUUUCAUUAGACAAUAACUCUGUCCAAGUAUUUGAUAUAGAAGAUGACAUGCCAAUUGAAGGUGCUGGCUUUGAUUCUUCAAAAGCAAAGAACGCGAUGAUAUGCUCUAGCAUGGAUGUCAUAAUGCACCCUAGCAUACAUACUGAUGAUCUUCCUGUAAUUGAAGAUGGUUACAAUCUUACACUUUCUGAUUAUCUAGUGGCUGAUAUACCAUGCUACACAUCAUUGCGACCUGAUCUUCAAGCUGGUAUAUGUACCAAUGAUUCUGAGGGCAUCCCUGUCAUGGAUGAUCCAAUAUAUGGGUCUCUCACUGAUAUUGGAUCUAUUUGGUAUGUGAAAAGGAUUGGCACAUUUGCGUUGGAAUCUAUAGGCCAACCUUCUUAGGUUAAGGACUAUAGUGAAUAUCAUAAAAGCAUCGCGGGUGCUAGUGAAAUGAAUGGCAAACUCAUGCAUGAUAUUCAGUACCUUUGGCAAUUAAAAAUUCGGGAUUAGUUGGAAAGUACUCACGUUGGUAAUACCUAUUCAAUGGCUAGGUAAUGUGAAAAUUGCUGCAUGCUUGAUUCAUACUACACCCCGCCCACUUUUGGUAUCAUUUUAAGUAGGUUUCAUGGAUGUUUGGAGCCAGCCAGCUGAGGACUUCGAGAAAUUCUUCUAAUCCGCUGCCAAAACCGGGAAUUGUUCAAAAACGUGACAAAAAUAACAUGUGUAGCAUAGCGUAGGGAAGAAUAAGCAGAUUGCCCCUCCUGUCAAAGAAAAGGCAAUCAUACUGUAGCAAUAGAGAAAUUCUAAUGCCGAUACUAGUUUGAUGGAGCAAGUCUCUGAUUCAAAGUUAAUUUUAUGUGCAGUUCGAUAUUGUAGGAUAUGUAGAUUCUUUUUGCUGUUUUAUUCUGGAAAUAGUUGCGGAACCAGCCUGCAUAUAUUGGAUGAUUGAACAUAGCAUUGUUUUGCGAACGUGAUCUUUCUCCAAGGUGAAAAUCUAAGAUAUUUGAUCGGGCAAUGACAAUGCUUGUACUUUGUUUCCUUCUUGAAGGAGUUGCUUUUGGAGAACCUCAUUUGUAGUCUGGGUGUUGUUUUUGGUGGUGGUUAGAGUGCUGCUACUCCGGUGAUUGAUCACCAUGGCGGGUCUUUUUUCUUUUUUGUUUUAUCUUUUUUUUGGGCUGUGUGCAUCCUGAAUGUUUUUAGGAUCUUGUUGUUGCAGAGGCUGAGUGUAAUUGAUAUCUUCUUGAUAUUAAUAUAUAUUUUUUUUUAACC
Triticum aestivum (bread wheat) is the source of this 3644-nucleotide messenger RNA. RefSeq lists its product as uncharacterized. The coding region runs from base 414 to 2777 and encodes 787 amino acids. Lineage: Eukaryota; Viridiplantae; Streptophyta; Magnoliopsida; Poales; Poaceae. The record is from RefSeq and is a predicted model, not a curated record. The transcript is spliced from 6 exons.